Messenger RNA from Vigna angularis (adzuki bean), 1365 nucleotides. RefSeq names its product probable E3 ubiquitin-protein ligase BAH1-like 1. The record is from RefSeq and is a predicted model, not a curated record. The transcript has 7 exons. NCBI's taxonomy places the organism in Eukaryota, Viridiplantae, Streptophyta, Magnoliopsida, Fabales, Fabaceae. Bases 121 to 1062 code for a protein of 313 amino acids.
GCUUCCUCUGGUACGCGGUCAAAUCGUUAAGAAAUGGCGGGCAGAUGAUUACGGAAACAAGAAGCGGCCACUCGUUAAGAUUAGAUUGAUUGAUCAAUCCAUAGAUAUUUCUAAGAAAGCAUGAAAUUCUGCAAGACCUACCAGCGUUACAUUCAAGGGCAUGGCCACAAGCUCCCUGCUGUUGGCUUCAAGAAGCUCAAAAAGACCAUGAAAAGGUGCAGGAGAGCAUCCACACCCACCUGCCCCGAUCAUUGCCCAGUGUGUGAUGGGACCUUUUUCCCUUCCCUUCUCAAAGAGAUGUCAGACAUAGUAGGGUGCUUUAACCAGCGAGCGCAGAAAUUGCUGGAAGUGCAUCUUGCUUCUGGCUUCAGAAAGUACUUUCUCAUGUUGAAAGGAAAAUUGCAUAGGAAUCAUACAGCUCUAAUCCAAGAAGGCAAAGAUCUAGUCAUAUAUGCACUCAUAAAUUCCAUUGCAAUUCGAAAAAUAUUAAAGAAAUAUGACAAGAUUCAUUAUUCCAAGCAAGGCCAAUUAUUCAAGUCGAAAGUCCAGACCAUGCACAAGGAAAUUCUUCAGAGUCCUUGGCUUUCUGAGCUUAUUGCCUUACACAUUAACUUGAGGGAAACAAAAGCCAAGUCCAGGGAGGCAUCUGCACUGUUUCAUGGAUGUUAUCUCACAUUCAAGGAUGGAAAACCAUCACUUACUUGUGAGCUCUUUGAUUCCUUCAAAAUUGACAUUAACCUAACAUGCUCCAUAUGCUUGGAUACAGUGUUUGAUCCAGUUUCUCUGGCGUGCGGCCACAUUUUCUGCUACACCUGCGCUUGCUUAGCUGCGUCAGUUACCAUUGUCGAUGGACUUAAGGCAGCAAAGUCCAAAGCAAAAUGUGCUCUAUGCCGACAGCAUGGAGUUUACGAAGAUGCUAUGCAUUUGGAAGAAUUGAAUAUUCUGCUAGGUCGAAGGUGCAAAGAGUACUGGGAGCAAAGGCUUCGGAUGGAGAGAAAAGAGAGGGUUAAGCAAGUGAAGGAGCACUGGGAAACGCAGUGUAGGGUGUUCGUGGGCAUCUAAAAGUAAAUACAAACAAUUCUUCACUUUCUCUUCAUUUCCUUAUUCAUCUCAUUUCUUCCUACCUUGUAUCACCAAUUACAUAUAUCCUUUUUUUCUGUUCGUACCAAACUCUGUUCAAUGUAAACAACGGCCGCUCUAGUUUAGGAAACACUACAAUGACCAUUUACUUGGUAGGAACUAAAGUAUUUCUUUGAUUUUGUAUCUUAGUAGUGGCCUUCUAAGUUGUUAUGGGUAUACUCUGCUCAGUGUAAAUCAUUCUAUUUUAGGAGCUAUUAUUAAUGGCACUUUACUUACAAAGAAAAA